Equus caballus (horse) is the source of this 3400-nucleotide messenger RNA. RefSeq names its product carboxypeptidase X, M14 family member 2 (gene CPXM2). Gene Ontology annotation, biological process: peptide metabolic process; protein processing. The record is from RefSeq and is a predicted model, not a curated record. Gene Ontology annotation, molecular function: metallocarboxypeptidase activity; zinc ion binding. NCBI's taxonomy places the organism in Eukaryota, Metazoa, Chordata, Mammalia, Perissodactyla, Equidae.
GCGGGGCGGAGCGGGCAUGGCCCGCCGGGGGGCCGCCGCGCUGGCCCUGGCCCCGGCCCUCGCCCUCCUGGCGGUGGCCUUGGCCGGGGUCGGGGCCCGCGGCGCAGUCCUCGAGGACCCCGACUACUCCGUGCAGGAGAUCUGGAGCCGGGAGCCCUACCACGCGCGCCCGAACCCCGAGCCCGAGCCGGAGCCCUUCUCGCCGCCGCUGCCCGCGGGGGACGGGGAGGAGGAGCGGCAGCCGCGCCCGUCCCAGCACAGGCCGCCCAAGAAGGCGAGCAAGCCCAAGAAAGUGCCCAAGAAGAAGUUGGCUCCAGAGACCUCUCCCCCAGGUAAAAAUAGCAACAGAAAAGGCGUGAGAAGCAAGAGCUCUGAGAAGGCUGCCAGUGAUGAUCACAGCAUCCCCGUGGCCCGUGAUGAUGUCAGAGAGGGUUGCCCACCUCUUGGUCUGGAAACCUUAAAAAUCACAGACUUCCAGCUCCAUGCAUCCACUUCGAAGCGCUACGGCCUGGGGGCGCAUCGAGGGAGACUCAACAUCCAGGCGGGUAUUAAUGAAAACGACUUUUACGAUGGGGCGUGGUGCGCGGGACGGAAUGACCUCCAUCAGUGGAUUGAAGUGGAUGCCAGACGUUUGACCAAAUUCACUGGUGUCAUCACUCAAGGAAGGAACUCACUCUGGCUGAGUGACUGGGUGACCUCCUAUAAGGUUAUGGUGAGCAAUGACAGCCACACAUGGGCCACUGUGAAGAAUGGAUCUGGGGACAUGAUAUUUGAAGGAAACAGUGAAAAGGAGAUCCCUGUUCUCAACGAGCUGCCCGUGCCCGUCGUGGCCCGCUACAUUCGCAUCAACCCGCAGUCCUGGUUCGAGAACGGAAGCAUCUGCAUGAGGAUGGAGAUCCUUGGCUGUCCUUUACCAGUGUUUCUGUCCCUAGAUCCAAAUAAUUACUAUCACCGACGGAACGAAAUGACCACGACCGAUGACCUGGAUUUUAAGCACCACAACUACAAGGAAAUGCGCCAGUUGAUGAAGGUUGUGAAUGAAAUGUGUCCCAAUAUCACUAGAAUUUACAACAUUGGCAAGAGCCACCAGGGCCUGAAGCUGUAUGCCGUGGAGAUCUCCGACCAUCCCGGGGAACACGAAGUCGGUGAGCCUGAGUUCCACUACAUCGCAGGGGCCCAUGGCAACGAGGUGCUGGGCCGGGAGCUGCUGCUGCUGCUGGUGCACUUCCUGUGCCAGGAGUACUUGGCCCGGAACCCGCGCAUCGUCUUUCUGGUGGAGGAGACCCGGAUUCACAUCCUCCCCUCCCUCAACCCCGACGGCUACGAGAAGGCCUACGAAGGGGGCUCAGAGCUGGGAGGCUGGUCCCUGGGACGCUGGACCCAUGAUGGGAUUGACAUCAACAACAACUUUCCUGACUUAAACACGCUGCUCUGGGAGGCCGAGGACCGACCGAACAGUCCACGGAAAGUUCCCAAUCACUAUAUUGCAAUCCCUGAGUGGUUUCUGUCUGAGAAUGCCACGGUGGCGGUGGAGACCAGGGCAGUCAUAGCCUGGAUGGAAAAAAUCCCCUUCGUGCUGGGCGGCAACCUGCAGGGAGGCGAGCUGGUGGUGGCAUACCCCUACGACAUGGUGAGGUCCCUGUGGAAGACGCAGGAGCACACCCCCACGCCUGACGACCACGUGUUCCGCUGGCUGGCCUACUCCUACGCCUCCACGCACCGCCUCAUGACGGACGCCAGGAGGAGAGUGUGCCACACGGAAGACUUCCAGAAGGAGGACGGGACUGUCAAUGGGGCUUCCUGGCACACUGUGGCCGGAAGUCUCAAUGAUUUCAGCUACCUUCACACAAACUGCUUCGAGCUGUCCAUCUACGUGGGCUGUGAUAAAUAUCCGCACGAGAGCCAGCUGCCUGAGGAAUGGGAGAAUAAUCGGGAAUCCUUAAUCGUGUUCAUGGAGCAGGUUCAUCGUGGCAUCAAAGGUCUGGUGAGGGAUUUACAUGGAAAAGGAAUCCCAAACGCCGUGAUCUCCGUGGAAGGCGUUAACCACGACAUCCGAACAGCCAGCGAUGGGGAUUACUGGCGCCUCCUGAACCCCGGAGAGUAUGCGGUCACAGCCAAGGCGGAAGGUUUCACCUCGGCCACCAAGAACUGCAUGGUCGGCUACGACAUGGGGGCCACACGCUGCGACUUCACGCUCAGCAAAACCAACCUGGCCAGGAUCAGAGAGAUCAUGGAGAAGUUCGGGAAGCAGCCGGUCAGCCUGCCAGCCAGGCGACUGAAGCUGCGGGGCCGGAAGAGACGACAGCGCGGGUGACCCCCACCCCCAACGCUCGAGACACAUCCGGACCCCUGCAAAUUAAACCACGCUGGUCGUAGCUCCGUAGAGGACUCGCUCACUGUUGUUUUCUCUGUAAUUCGAGAAGGCCUAGGAGAAUGUCUGUAUUGCAAGGCUGGUUCCAAGGGAGGGGCCCGAGGGCUUAGGAUAUUUUCUUUUCUUUGUUCCCGUUUAUCCAGAUAACUCGGACAGGGCAGCAGAGAAAGGCUGGUAGGAGUGAAGCUGAGAGUCUGAGAAACAGGGAGUUGCCUGUCCAGGGCCUCCUGGCUGUGCAGGAAGGGAAACCUGUGCUUCCCCCGUUUUCGUGACAGCAAGAGGUCCCUUGCAUUUGCAAUUUGCACGGCUAAAAUUGCAGCAUUCCCAGGGCCCGGCUGUCACAAGUGUCACCAUUUGAGAUGCUCAUGGGCAUUUUAAGGGAAACCACCCUCUCUGGCCCUGGGACAUUCCAAGCUGCUGCAGACAACUGCUGUACUCUGUUCACAACAGAGACGUUAGCAAGCGAGCAUCAGUCGGCCCCUAGAAUCCCUCUGGUUUCCCUUUCAAGAAAGGAUCCUAAAAGGGGAGAAAGGCUGCAAUCAUGCAAAAGUGGUUGUUGGGCAGCAGCAUGCCUUGGGGCUCACUGCAUCCAUGCUGGGGCCACAGAGAGCCCCCAAAGUCCCUGCUGGUCCAGUAGCCCUGGGGUCUCCCUGGGGGGCAGAGCAGGAGGCGCCAGCCUUCCCAAGGGACCAGAUGUCUAGCUGGUGCUCCUCUUGGACCUGCCAGGACUUGAGAAGAGCAUGGAGGCUGACCUGCAACCCUCUCUCUGCUCCAGACAGUCCUCCUGUCAUGGAAAUGAGUCCUAAAUUGGCCUGACAUCCCCCUGGGAGUUAUUUUUGGUGGGUGGUAUGCCAGACCUUCCAGAUUAAGCUAAAUUUGAUGGAAAGCUCUUGGAAUUAUCUGUGGAGCACUGAUUCGGAAGGGGUUAUUGAAUUACCAUGCGAGAUUAUUUGUCUCACUUUUUCUUAAUGUUGCUGCCUCACUGACCUGGGGAGAAUGAGAAAAAUAAAGAAAGCAAAUGGUAAGAUC